UUUUAUUCUAAAUCAAACAUCAUAAAUUAAACAUACAAUUUUAUUAUAAUUUGAUUAUUUCAUUCUAUGUAUGAAAUUGGAGUAGAUAUAAACGAAUUUUUAAAAUGAAUGUUGAAGAAAAGAGACUAAGAACUUUCACAAAUUGGCCAGCAAAUGCAGCAGUUGAUGCUGCUCAAAUAGCAAAAGCCGGAUUUUAUUAUAGUGGACAUGCUCUGGAAGUACAAUGCUUUUUAUGUGGAGUAAAAAUUUGUAAUUGGAAUUAUGGUGAUCAAGCUAUAGUUCGUCAUCGGUUAGCUGAACCUAAUUGUCCUUUUGUCCAAAAUCCUUCUAGUACUUGCAAUGUCCCUUUGAUACCAAUAUCUAUCCUAUCCGAAUAUUCUGGAUUGGCAUCAUCAUCAAUAGAAGUAGAACAAGACAAUAAUGUAGUUGAACAUCAGUCUGCAAAUCUUUCCCAAGCUCGUAAAGAUCAUUGGAUAAUGUUAUAUAGGUUAAAAUCUUUUACUAAGUGGCCAAUUCCCUCUAUUGUAUCACCUGAAAGUCUUGCUAAAGCUGGAUUCUAUUAUCUACAAUGUAAUGAUAAAGUACAUUGUGCAUAUUGUGGAGGAAUUUUACAUCAGUGGACACCUGGUGAUGAUCCAGAUAAGGAGCAUAGAAGACAUUUUCCUCAUUGUAAUUUUUAUGUUCAUCAACAUAAAUAUGAUAACUUAUAUUUAACCAAUGUGAAAUUAAUGCCUGGUGCAACAUCAAGUCUCUCAGAUUUAGGAAUACAGCCACAUACAAUUCCCAAAACACCAGCUUGUAGAACAUAUGAAAAAAGAUUACGUACUUAUAAUGGUUGGCCAAAAAAUAUUAAGCAAAUUCCGGAAAUAUUGGCUAAUGCAGGAUUUUAUUAUAAUGGAUUUGGUGAUCAUGUCAGAUGCUUUCAUUGCAAUGGUGAAUUACGAAAUUGGAAAAUAACAGAUGAUGCAUGGAUUGAACAUGCAAGAUGGUUUCCCACAUGUGAGUUUGUGAAUCUUGUAAGAGGAAAAGAAUUUAUCAAACAAUGCAUUAACAGCAGACCACCUUUGGAUCAAUCAAUUCUUGAAGGUUUGACUAUAAAUGAAAACACAGAUAUAGCUGAAACAUCACCUUCUUCAUCUACAAUUUUAUCAUCAUCGUCAGAAAUUACAGAAGCAACAUUGAAAAAAUUACUAGAAAGUCCACCAGCCAUAGUAGCUUUAGAAAUUGGAUUACACAUAGGUAGAGUAAAAAGAGCUUUAAAAAAACAAAUACAGGAAGUAGGAACACCAUAUACAAAUUCUGAACAACUUAUAGAAGAUAAUCUUUGGGAUCAAGAUAUAGGAGAAUUGGCAAGUGAACAAACAAACAAUAGUGUGGAACAUUGUAAUAAUACCGAAAAAUAUGAAUAUAAAGAUGAUGAAGAACAUUCAGUUAAAAAUGAAAAUUCUACAACAUCUAAUGACAAGAGUAACAGUGUUGAUAAGAAACCAAAUAUCAAUUCUAAAGAAAUCACAUUUUUAGAAGAAGAAAAUAGAAAAUUAAAAGAAGUUCGUUUAUGCAAAAUUUGCAUGGAUCAAGAAGUAGCUAUUGUAUUUUUACCAUGUGGUCACUUAGCAACUUGCGUCUACUGUGCCUCAUCUCUUACCUAUUGCCCAAUGUGCCAACAAGAAAUUAAAGCUACUGUUCGUACAUUUCUAUCAUAA
Eufriesea mexicana is the source of this 1703-nucleotide messenger RNA. RefSeq names its product Death-associated inhibitor of apoptosis 2 (gene Diap2). The record is from RefSeq and is a predicted model, not a curated record. NCBI's taxonomy places the organism in Eukaryota, Metazoa, Arthropoda, Insecta, Hymenoptera, Apidae. Gene Ontology annotation, biological process: regulation of cell cycle; negative regulation of apoptotic process; positive regulation of protein ubiquitination. Gene Ontology annotation, molecular function: cysteine-type endopeptidase inhibitor activity involved in apoptotic process; ubiquitin protein ligase activity. The coding region runs from base 105 to 1703 and encodes 532 amino acids. Gene Ontology annotation, cellular component: cytoplasm; nucleus. The transcript is spliced from 8 exons.